UCUUUUUGCAUUCUUACGCGCAAGGAAUAAAGCCGACAGGAUGGUUUCUCAGGGGAUUCAGAUCAUUGGUAUAUCGAUGGCUGUGGUUGGCUGGCUGUUGGUCAUCGUGGUGUGCGUCUUACCCAUGUGGAAGGUCAGUGCUUUCAUUGGAGCCAACAUCAUCACGGCUCAGAACAUCUGGCAGGGUAUAUGGAUGAACUGCGUGGUGCAGAGCACAGGCCAGAUGCAGUGCAAAGUGUACGACUCCGUCCUCGCCAUGCCACAGGACCUGCAGGCUGCUCGCGCUAUGAUCGUCAUCUCCAUCCUGAUUGGAAUCUUUGGAGUUAUUGUGUCCAUUGCUGGCGGGAAAUGCACAAACUGCAUCGAGGACGAGCGAUCCAAGGCAAAGGCUUGCAUCCUGGCUGGGGUUUUGUUCAUUGUCUCAGGGCUGCUCUGUCUCAUUCCGGUCUCCUGGUCUGCAAACAGCAUCAUCACCAGCUUCUACAACCCGCUGUCGGUUAACGUCCAGAGAUACGAGCUAGGAGCAGCGCUGUAUGUUGGCUGGGCAGCUUGUGCGCUGCUGCUGAUGGGAGGGGGACUGCUGUGCUGGAACUGCCCUCCAAAACAUGAACAUCCCCACUACAUACCCAAAUUCACUCCUGUGAAGUCGGCCUCCACCUCAAGAGAAUAUGUGUAAGAUGGUUUUUCCAUCCCAACAUGGACUCUGAAGGUCACAGGAAAUGCAACAGUAGAAGAUGAUCCAUUGCUCUCAAGUUUAAAUAUAUUGUAGAUAUUUUUUUUUACAGACAAUGUAAAUGUGGCACGUAGUGUAAACUUGCCACACGUUGAAUGUUGAGGUUUGAUUGCGGGCUGUGCAUUUGUCAAAUUGACCUUUCCUGCAGCAGACAUUUUUUUGUGGCAUAGGAGAGAACAGCGCGACCAAUGGCUGCAUUCCAUUUAGUUGUCCCAGCAGGAUCCGUGGAUUGUGUAGGCUGACUCAUUCUCACACCAAGAUGAAAUGAAGCCUUCAUAAAUGGUACCGCUGUGAUUCUCUUCAUAUGCUUAGUCAUAAUGGGAACCUAUUUUUAUGGUUAUUGAUUAAACCUGUCAAAACCAAGUAACUAUACUGCUGCGGUCUUAAAAAAUAUACAGAUUUUCAAGUCCCCACCUUUAUCUACGCCUGCUCACUGAGCAUACAUUUCUUCUUUAUUUCUUCUCAAACACUGCACCAUGGCAAGUUAUAAUAUUGAACAGAAGUUUUGAAGGACGCUGCAGUUCCUAGCUGGACAUACUCAGCCAUGGCAGUAACUGCUUAUUUUUGCUCAUGAUGUGUCUGAGUUUCACCAAAGAGAAGUUUCAAUGAAAGAAACAUUUGAAACGUUUAAUUCAUGUUACAAUGUUGCUGGUUUGAGAAAUAAGUAUUGUGAUUAUUAGCAAUCAGUGUGAUUAUUUAUAUUUUCUAAGGAUUUUUGCAAGAACGUGAUUACCUUGAUUAUUAUUCAGAUGAUAACAGAUCAGCAAAUAAGGACAGAAAAAAAAGCUAAUUUAUGUGUAACCUCACAUCUGCCCUUAUACCAAAAGGGGGCAUGUUUAAUUGCUCAUUCUUCAUAAAGCAUAUUGCCUGAGAUGUAUAGUAAUGUAUUAGUGUAUUAAUAAUGUAUUUUUAAUCUGUUGUCCUGUCAUUUUCACGUUUCUGAAUCCCUUUUACUCUGCAUUAUGUGUUUGCUUGUGUAACUUCUAAUGGUCUAUCACUGUAAAUAAACUCUAUUCUUCCUGGA
Messenger RNA from Stegastes partitus (bicolor damselfish), 1757 nucleotides. RefSeq names its product claudin-4-like. Gene Ontology annotation, molecular function: structural molecule activity. The record is from RefSeq and is a predicted model, not a curated record. Bases 41 to 676 code for a protein of 211 amino acids. Lineage: Eukaryota; Metazoa; Chordata; Actinopteri; Pomacentridae. Gene Ontology annotation, cellular component: bicellular tight junction; membrane. The transcript has a single exon.